AUGUCGGGAAAUUUGCCUCUUCGGGACUCGCACUGUCACGCGAUUCUGGUUCUCGUCGCGUCGCUCUUCGCGCUGUCGCUCGCCGUGUCGCAGACCGUCGCCGAGUCCGCUUUCAGUUCGCAGAAGAGGCUCAUCGCUUCGGGUGAUAACCAACAGCAGCAGCAGCAGCAUGAGGAUGGGAACGCAACUACUCUGCAAGCAGGACCAGGCAUCCCCAUCGAUCCCUCGCGCAUCACUCGCCUGUCAUGGGAGCCGAGAGCCUUCCUGUACUCGGGCUUUCUUUCCUAUGAGGAGUGCGACCACCUCAUCAACCUCGCCCGGGACAAGGUGACACGGUCAUCUGUAGCAGACAACCAGUCGGGCAAGAGCGUGCUGAGUGAGAUCCGCACGAGCUCAGGCACGUUUCUGAACAAGUAUCAAGAUGAUGUGGUCAAGUGCAUAGAGGAACGCAUUGCUGCUUGGACCUUCCUCCCAAAAGAGCACGGUGAAGCCAUUCAGAUUCUCAAGUACGAGAUCGGGCAGAAGUACGAGGCUCACUUUGACUAUUUCUUUGACUCAGUCAACACACAGAUAGGCGGGCACCGGGUGGCAACGGUGCUCAUGUAUCUCACCACGGUGGAGGCAGGAGGGGAGACCGUGUUUCCCAAUGCACAGCCCAAGCCUGCGAUGGACGCCACUGCAUCUGACUGUGCAAACAGAGGCCUAGCAGUCAAGCCCCAGAAGGGAGAUGCACUGCUCUUCUACUCCCUCCACCCGGACGGCACCACGGACCAGUCAUCAUUGCACGCCAGCUGUCCCGUCAUCCGCGGAGAGAAGUGGUCGGCAACCAAGUGGAUCCACGUGCGGUCCUUUGAGGCCCGCCCCCUGGCGCACGGUUGCGAGGAUUUGAACCCUAAAUGCGAGGAGUGGGCGGCUCUGGGCGAGUGUAAAAAGAACCCAGCGUAUAUGCUUGGGGAUGGGGCGUACACUGGGAAUUGUAGAAAAGCUUGGCUGGCGGCGGUCACGGUGGGGCUGGGCCCUGACGCCAGUCAGUACCUCGAUCGCAUCGUGCCAGAGGUGCUCAAGUCGUUUUCGGAUUCGGACAGCCGAGUGCGCUACUACGCCUGUGAGGCGCUCUACAACAUCGCCAAGGUGAUGCCCUAA
Messenger RNA from Closterium sp. Yama58-4, 1143 nucleotides. The record is from the annotation of a GenBank genome assembly. Lineage: Eukaryota; Viridiplantae; Streptophyta; Zygnematophyceae; Desmidiales; Closteriaceae.